Messenger RNA from Astrephomene gubernaculifera, 1816 nucleotides. Lineage: Eukaryota; Viridiplantae; Chlorophyta; Chlorophyceae; Chlamydomonadales; Astrephomenaceae. The record is from the annotation of a GenBank genome assembly.
CGUUGCGUAUAUUGAACAUAAUGAGCUUUAUAAUAUCUAUCAGAAGCUACUACCGGUACCCAAUCAACAUGGCGCUACUCCUCGCCUUCCUUGCCGCCGUCAUAGCUUUGGCUUCUGCGCAAAGCAAUAUGGACUACAAGCACGGCCCGUCCAUUGUUCGCUUCCUUGGCAAGUCUCCCAACUUCCAAGUUUACCCCAACGUCAGCCUACCAAGCUAUCUUCAACUGCGUUUCUCGAAAUUUGAAGAGCGGGACCCUUCUGGGCAGAAGGUGCAAGGGCACAGUAUCACUAGCCUGGCGUCGGCAGACCCAGUAUGGACCUCUGGCAACAUCACCCUGUCUGACGGCACCAACGUCUCCUAUGUUACCAUGACCUUGGACCCAACUACCCGCAACGGAUUCCAGCUCUCCUGCCCAACCACCGGCAACGGUAACGGCAACGGUAACGGCAAUGGGAACGGCAACAACGGCGGUCGUCGCUUGCUUCAGGACUCCGCAUCGCUCUCAGCGGCGUCCCCUCGCCGGCGCCUGCUUGCAACAUCCGGCCAGCCCCUGGUCAACGUGACCCUCUUCUUUGGAUUCGACAAGGAUACGACGUUUCCUUACGGCUUCAACAAGACGAUUUCCGUAUCCAAGGGCGGCCUUAAGUUCAACGUGCAGUACUCGAACUGGCCCUUUUGCGCUGACAACAAUACGCUGGGGAUGGAGAUCGACCUGCUACUCAAGGGGGAUGCGGCAGCACAAGCCAACGUGUCGACAGCCGCUGAUGGCACAAAGACGCUCUCCAUCUCUCUGGGCCACAACACCGCCUCCAACAUCACCUUUGCCAACUACGCUUACGAGGCGGCUGACGGCAACCGCACCCUGCCCGUCUCGGUCAGUCUGAGCGCCUCGAACAGCAGCGGCAGCAGCACUGUCACGCUGAAGCUGCCCAACCCAACUCCCAACACCAGCGUGUACUAUGAUCCCACGGUCACCACAGGGGCGGACACCACGCCGUCCUCGUACGGCGGGGUGGGGUUGCGGUCGAGUGUGUGGGUGGCUGCGUUGACGGCGCUGCUGAGUGCCCUGAUGAUGCGGUUCUAGUGUUUUAGGGUGUUGGAUUUAAGGGUGUAAGGAAGAGUAAGUAGGGUAAGGAUUGGCGGUGGGUUGGGUAAGGAUGCGUGAAGCGUGCGGGUGCGAAGAGGGGAUCUGCGGAAACGCAGAGCCUAGCUGUUACGACGGCGGUGGAUGAUCGGUGCACAGGUAGACGUACUGGUAAUUUGCUAAUUUGCCGUGUUUGAAUAAAGCGUGCGGCGCGAUCUGGGUUGGAGUAUAUAGGGUUAAAUGUAUUCUUAAUAUGAUGGUCUAAAUGGAAAUAGACGACUAGUAGCAGCAUGUUGGCAGCUUGCGUUACUCGGCAGGUUUAGCGUGCGUGAGGCGUUAUAUAGUGCUGUCAGCGUUUGCAACAUUAACGUUUCUUCUUUAGUCGGCUUAAUCAUUGUGGCUGGAUAAUGCGCUGCGACCUAAAAAUUCAUUGCGCGCUGCCAGAUUGUUUGCAGCCGUCUUCUUUAUGACCAUUUUGCUCUUCCCGUGUGUAUUAAUGACCGGGUCUUCAUUAUUUCCCCCUCGUCCGUCCCAUGGGGCCACACAUUAUUCAUCCUCCGGGGUAAAAGUACAUAUCUUCGUGCGCGUGGCUAGGCAAGGGCUAUAAAUGCUUAUGUAAAGGUUUGAUAGCAGCGGGAGACAUAUGGUAGUGGCAUGAGAGGUCUCACUUAGUGUGAACUGCGUACGUGUGUGCCGUUUCCACUUGCUGUCUGUAACAUCCAUCGUGAUUA